Symsagittifera roscoffensis is the source of this 2095-nucleotide messenger RNA. Its product is annotated as serine hydroxymethyltransferase-like. The record is from RefSeq and is a predicted model, not a curated record. The coding region runs from base 87 to 1784 and encodes 565 amino acids. Gene Ontology annotation, molecular function: serine binding; pyridoxal phosphate binding; cobalt ion binding. Gene Ontology annotation, biological process: protein homotetramerization; L-serine catabolic process; folic acid metabolic process. NCBI's taxonomy places the organism in Eukaryota, Metazoa, Xenacoelomorpha, Acoela, Convolutidae. The transcript is spliced from 4 exons. Gene Ontology annotation, cellular component: cytosol; nucleus; cytoplasm.
GUUGGUAAAUACAAGAUCAUUUGAUAGACACUCUGAUCACCAAAUAUCUUUUACUGCAAGAAGCCAUUUGGUGUUUCAGAAAUCAAAUGGUUCAAAAGCUGCGAAAGUUAACUAAAUCUGGUUUAAGUAGUUUGGGACCUAAACUUUGUAAAACAACCACUGAAUCAUCUUCAUCCAACGCUGCUUCUGCUUAUCAUUUGUCUCAAAAUCUUAAUUCUCGAAGUGAGUUGAGUCCCAGUUUGACUUUAGUUAGAAGUUAUUCACACUUCCUUAGAUCAGUUAAAAUGGUAAAUGAGUCAUCUUUGCUGGUGAACGGAAAUUGCGCCAAUGGCCAUGGAGAAACGAAUGGAAAACACACUGCAACUACAGUACUGAACAGAUGGAAGCAUAGUUACUCUAUUAGUGACAAGGAGCUGAACUCCGAUGACACUGAAGUGUAUCAGAUAAUGUUGAAUGAGAAAAAGCGACAGAGAUACGAGAUUGAGCUGAUUGCUUCGGAGAAUUUUGCAUCGAAAGCCGUGCUUCAGGCUCUUGCUUCGUGCUUGCAGAAUCGAUACUCGGAAGGUUACCCUGGAACCAGGUACUACGGAGGUCAAAAGUACAUCGAUCAGAUGGAACGUCUCUGCCAGCAGAGAGCUCUGGAAGCCUACCGUCUGGAACCUGAAAAAUGGGGUGUGAACGUGCAGCCCUACUCGGGAUCUCCGGCUAAUUUUGCCGUGUACACAGCUCUGGUUGGACCUCAUGGACGCAUCAUGGGUCUGGAUUUACCGGAUGGCGGCCACUUGACGCAUGGGUUUUACACUGAGAAGAAAAAGAUUUCGGCAACUUCGAUUUAUUUUGAGUCGCUGCCGUACAAAGUGAACCCGGAAAGUGGUUUGAUUGAUUAUGAAAAACUGGAGGAACAAGCAAAACUCUUCAAACCAAAACUUAUCAUUGCAGGUGUGAGCUGCUACUCUCGUAAUUUGGACUACGCUCGAUUCCGAGAAAUAGCAGAUUCCGUGGGUGCUUAUCUGAUGGCUGACAUGGCACACGUUAGCGGACUUGUCGCUGCAGACGUUGUCGCGAACCCUUUCGAACAUUGCGACGUCGUCACAACAACCACUCACAAGAGUUUGAGAGGCCCGAGGUCGGGAAUGAUCUUCUUCCGAAGAGGCGUUAAGUCUGUGAACGCAAAAGGCGAAGAAGUAUUGUAUAACAUGGAGAGGCCGAUCAACGAAGCUGUUUUUCCCGGGUUGCAAGGAGGUCCGCAUAAUAACACUAUCGCUGCUCUGGCGGUAGCUUUGAGACAGGCGAAGGAGCCAGAGUUUGUCGACUAUCAGAAGCAAGUGUGUGCCAAUGCGAAGCGAAUGGGAGACGAAUUGAUGAAACGGGGAUAUAAAAUUACCUCAGGUGGAACUGACAAUCACCUGGUGCUUCUCGAUUUGCGACCCAUUGGAUUGGACGGCGCCAGAGCAGAACGAGUCUUGGAAUUAUCUGGCAUCACCUGCAACAAAAACACCUGCCCUGGAGACAAAAGUGCUCUGAAGCCCAGUGGACUUCGAUUGGGAUCCCCUGCCAUGACAUCGCGAGAUAUGGUUGAAGACGACUUCACCCAAAUUGUAGACUUCAUUGACCAGGGUAUCAAAAUCACCCAAUCGGUAUUCGCCAAAUGUGGGCCUACAAUUUCAGAUUUUAAGAAAUUUGUAGAAACUGAUACGGAAACCACGACGAAAAUUGAUCAACUAAAGCAUAAGGUAGAAGCGUGGGUCGGCGACUUUCCGUUGCCAGGCAUGGAUGACAUCUGAACUGUUUUGCUGGUCAUAUUUUAAGUAUGAAUUGAUAUUUGAUUCUUUUUUUUUCUAUUCGACUUUAUGAACUGCGAUCGUAGUGAUUUGAGUUGUUUUCUUUGUAAACAAGUAGUGUAAUAUUUUAAGGCUGUGUAACCGGAAAUUACUCGUUAGAUUGACUAAUUUUGCCGUUUGAAUAAUUUGAUGAUGGUGCUUGCUUACAGUGUAAAUGUGUAAGUGUUUUUCUGUCUUCAAAAUGGAAAUAAAAUUCAUUGCAAUCUAUUUUAACGUAAUGAUUAUGCUUUGAAAUUCACGUUUUGGAACAAAGA